GCUUCAUGGUCUUCAUGGUCCAUAAUGGCUCCAGGCACUUUGAUUUUUUUGUUACUGAUUUGUGGUAUACAAGUGUUAUAAACAAACUUACGUACUGUACUUACUUACUGGUAGACCAACCAAACUUAUAAAUUAUUCCUUUUUCACUGACGACAUAUUUGAGUAAAAACAAAAUAAUUAGCUAAUCGACGCAUAGUUAGUGUUCGACUGAACGGCAGUAUUCCAGUUUAUCGAGUUAUGAAGUUUUGGAUUACCGUGUGGAUUUUCUGUCGUGCAUCUAUCGUGAUUGGUACACCGAUCCUAGGUGGUGUGGAUGCUGAAUACAGACAAUACAAAUACCAAGUUUCCCUGCGCGAACUUAUAAUCAACGACCGACAUUGUCAGCAUUUUUGCGGUGGUUCCAUCAUAUCCAAUUCGUGGAUUUUAACGGCAGCCCAUUGUGUGGACAAUAGUCGGAUUGAAAAGGAUAUUCGAAGGAUUCAAAUAGUUGCUGGCAUAACGUAUCUGAGCGAUGUCGGCGACACAUAUUUUGUUAAAUCGUGCGCGAUACAUGAACAUUGGAAUAAAAAACGAAUUUGCAACGACAUUGCCGUGCUGGAGACGACAAGAAAAAUACAAUUUUCCUCGGCAGUUAGACCGAUUCCGUUGGCUACUCAUAAUCCUCCUGAAAAUACCAUCACAACUCUAACAGGUUGGGGAUACAUUAGCGAUGAUGUGGGUCUGGAUACAGUCCCAAUUGCACAUACUUUACAAGUAGCACACUUCGAAAUGAUAAGUCUGCAGGACUGUCGAAAGCAGUUUAACGAUGCUAAAUAUCCUGGAAGACUGGUUAUUCAGAGCAAUAUUUGUAUAGCUCAACCCGCAGCCACAGGACAAUGUAAUGGAGAUUCGGGCGCUGCUUUAACAGUGAAUGGUACACAAAUUGGAAUCGUAUCAUUUGGUGGUCAGUGUGGCGAGGGUCUACCUGGUGUGCUGGCUAGUGUAGCUGUGUUUUUAAAUUGGAUAAAAGAGAAAACGGGAAGUUGAAGAAUAGCCAAUAAAAAAUGCCGGAAGUGGAAACUGGA
This is a messenger RNA of Bradysia coprophila, 1064 nucleotides long. RefSeq names its product chymotrypsin-1-like. Gene Ontology annotation, biological process: proteolysis. Lineage: Eukaryota; Metazoa; Arthropoda; Insecta; Diptera; Sciaridae. Gene Ontology annotation, molecular function: serine-type endopeptidase activity. The record is from RefSeq and is a predicted model, not a curated record.